CAGUGUGUGGAUAUUACAGCCACAGGAACAGAGGGAGAACAAGUGCUCAUUACGUGUCCUUAUGCUAAAGGAUAUGAAAAAGCUUACAAAGGCUUUUACAAAGGAAAUUACAAAGAUUAUGAUGUUAUACUAAAAUCUAAUGGAGGAGAGACCUCAGUCAGUGGCAGAAUCUCUCUGCGGGACGAUGGCAAGAUGAGAUCAUUGACAGUGACCAUCAGAAACCUGAAGAUGGAAGAUGCUGGACCAUACAUCUGUCGAGCUGGAUAUGGAUACCUUAAACAAAUCCAUCUAAAUGUGAUCAGAGCUCCACAGAGACCAAGACCUGUCCAGAUCUUUACCUCCACCAUUCAUCCAGAUCAAACGAUCAGCUCACUUUCAAACACGCCGCCCCAUUUGAGCACAUCAGACUUGAACCCACAAUCCAGCACCAUCAGGAUCACAGAUCAUCACAUCUCCUCACCAGCUCAGAUCAGCUGCUGCCCUUCCUCUCUCAGUUUAUUUGUCAUCAUCAUCAUCAUCAUCACAGCAGGAGGUCUGGUUUUGCUCCUGAUUUUUGCUGCAUCGCUUGUUGUUUCCAUAUGGAAGAAAAAGACUUAUGGUUUGGUCUCCUCUUCUGCUGAAGGGCUUCAUCUGACAGAAAAGAGAAGAAAAGAGAAUGCUUAUGAGAAAGGAAACCCAGCUGUGGUCUCACACUCACACACAGCUCAAAGUCAUGAUGGUUUUGUAUUGAACAAAUUUCACAGACCUGCAAACACAGAUACAGUUGACACAGACCUCGACUACAUGAAUGUUGCUGCUGCAGUGAGAAACGGUGUGGAUCCAGAUCAGAUCUACACAGAACUGAACGCCAGCAGACAGAGUGAUGUUUAUCAGAGUCUCAGAACUGAUUCUGUUCAAGAAGAGUCCAUCUAUCACAAUAUUGAUCAAACACCUGAACACUGAAGCC
Cyprinus carpio (common carp) is the source of this 946-nucleotide messenger RNA. RefSeq lists its product as uncharacterized. The record is from RefSeq and is a predicted model, not a curated record. NCBI's taxonomy places the organism in Eukaryota, Metazoa, Chordata, Actinopteri, Cypriniformes, Cyprinidae.